AUGCCCCUCUUCAGCCACUACGGAGAUAUCCCCGACUGCUCCUCGAAACUGUCGCACCCGUCUCUCGUCUUCGCCGUUGUCACUCCGCUGGUGGUGCUGGGGAGGUUUUUGAGUCGAAGGGGUUCCGGGAAGAUCGGGGGGGAUGAUUGGGUUGUUUUGGGUGCUUGUGCUGUCGCGGAAACAGUGUCUGUUCAGAUGAUUGUGGUCUGCGCAUGGGCCUUUGGGAAACACGUUUCAGAUAUCCAGCCAGCUCUACUUACGAGGACUUUGAAGCUCUACUUCAUCUCCCAAAUCCUCUACAAGGUCAACAUCGGCCUGACAAAAAUCAGCAUCCUUCUCUUCUACAUCCGCCUCUUCAUCCGUCCCCGCUUCCUCAGAGCAUGUUGGACCUGUCUCGUCCUCGUCGUCGUCUUUACUCUGGCGAGCGUCCUGGCGAGUGUCUUCCAAUGCACGCCGGUGGAACAUGCAUUCGACGGGCCCAAUUCCACGUCCGAGACGGAUCUUGAUUACUAUUAUCCAAGCUCGGGUUCGACCCGGCUCGAAAGUGGAAAAUGCAUCAAUCUAACAGCCUUCUGGUACGCAAACGCCGCGUUCAAUAUCCUCAGUGACGUGGUGAUUAUACUCCUCCCCAUUCCCGUGGUGGUACAACUGCAUCUUCCGCGGAGGACUAGGGGGGGUUAUGUGCUAUUUUUGCUGUGGGGGUUUUGUAUGUCUUUCUCCUCUCCUCCCUCCUCAUUCUUCUGGACGGGUUCAUUCGUUCUACUGCACAUUAGUGGCGGUGUUGACAUCGAUGUUCUGACGAGACAAGUGUCUGCAUAA
This is a messenger RNA of Monascus purpureus, 819 nucleotides long. The record is from the annotation of a GenBank genome assembly. Lineage: Eukaryota; Fungi; Ascomycota; Eurotiomycetes; Eurotiales; Aspergillaceae.